Messenger RNA from Belonocnema kinseyi, 2470 nucleotides. RefSeq names its product threonine--tRNA ligase 1, cytoplasmic (gene ThrRS). Gene Ontology annotation, cellular component: cytoplasm. Gene Ontology annotation, biological process: threonyl-tRNA aminoacylation. Lineage: Eukaryota; Metazoa; Arthropoda; Insecta; Hymenoptera; Cynipidae. The transcript is spliced from 5 exons. The record is from RefSeq and is a predicted model, not a curated record. Gene Ontology annotation, molecular function: threonine-tRNA ligase activity; ATP binding. The coding region runs from base 53 to 2203 and encodes 716 amino acids.
AUACUCAAAUACAUCAUGUUUUCUGUUUAUUAUAUUAAAUUUCGAGUCAAACAUGCUGACGACUUUGCGGUUACGGGUUAUUAGAAUUGUUCAAAGCCGCAAUAAGUGGACACAUGCUGCGAAGAAAAUGAAACCGCCGAAAGGAAAUCCGGUUGAGAAGAGUUCCGUUUCGGAGCUCAAACCCUGGCCUUCUUAUAUUCAGGAGCGAAUCGACCUGUAUGAUAAACUGAAGGCAGAGUACGAGGCAGAAUUAGCGUCCAAGCAAACCCAGGAAAUAAAAAUUACUCUCCCUGAUGGAAAGGAAAUAACAGGCCAAUCAUGGCGCACAACUCCAUACGAAGUCGCCAAAGGCAUCAGUCCCGGCUUAGCAGACAACGCUGUAAUUUCCAAGGUCAACAAUCAAGUCUGGGAUCUGGACAGACCCCUCGAGUCCGACUGCAGACUCCAGCUCCUAAAAUUCGACGAUCCUGAUGCCCAGCAAGUUUUCUGGCACUCCAGUGCUCAUAUUCUCGGCGAGGCGAUGGAACGUGUCUACGGGGGCUGUUUGUGCUACGGACCUCCAAUAGAAAAUGGAUUCUACUACGACAUGUUCACCGGAGAAAAGGGAAUCUCCAAUCUGGACUUCCCCUACCUCGAGAGUCUCUACAAGAACAUCGUUAAGGAGAAACAACCUUUUGAAAGACUUGAAAUGAAGAAGGAAGAUCUCCUCGAGAUGUUCAAGUACAACGAAUUCAAGGUUCGCAUCCUGAAUGAAAAAGUCAAGACACCCACGACCACAGUUUACAGAUGUGGACCCUUGAUUGAUCUCUGCAGAGGUCCUCAUGUGAGACACACUGGAAAAGUCAAGGCAGCGAAAAUCACCAAGAACUCCUCAACCUACUGGGAAGGAAACGCAAACGCUGAAACUCUUCAGAGAAUUUACGGAAUUAGUUUCCCAGAUAGCAAACAGUUGAAAGAGUGGGAAAAGUUCCAGGAGGAAGCUGCUAAACGCGAUCACAGAAAAAUCGGAAAAGAACAAGAGCUCUUUUUCUUCCAUGAAUUGUCCCCGGGAUCUUGCUUUUUCCAACCGAGAGGUGCUCACAUUUACAAUACUCUAAUCGAAUUUAUCCGGGCUGAGUAUAGAAAGCGGGGAUUUCAGGAAGUCGUCACUCCUAAUAUUUACAACAGCAAACUCUGGCAAACUUCUGGACACUGGGAACAUUAUGCGGAGAAUAUGUUCUCCUUUGAUUCCGAGAAGGAGACUUUCGCUCUGAAACCGAUGAACUGUCCAGGUCAUUGCAUGAUUUUCGAUGUUCGUAAUAGAUCGUGGAGGGAACUUCCACUGAGGUUGGCGGAUUUUGGAGUCCUGCAUCGUAAUGAAUUGUCUGGAGCCCUGACGGGAUUGACUCGGGUCAGGAGAUUCCAGCAGGAUGAUGCUCACAUCUUCUGCACUGUUGAUCAAAUCAAGGAUGAGAUGCUGGGGGCUUUGGACUUUUUGAGACAUGUCUAUGGCGUUUUUGGGUUUUCGUUCAAUCUGGUUUUAUCUACGAGGCCGGAGAAGUAUUUGGGAGAAUUGGCUGUUUGGGAUCAGGCUGAGAAAGCUCUCGCCGAGAGUUUGGAUACCUUUGGAGAACCUUGGAGAGAGAAUCCUCAGGAUGGAGCUUUCUACGGUCCUAAAAUCGACAUCACGAUUACGGAUGCCUUGAAACGAGCACAUCAGUGCGCCACGAUCCAGUUGGAUUUCCAACUGCCGAUCAGGUUCAAUCUUUCCUAUGUUAGUGAAACCCAGGAGAAAAAGCGACCAGUGAUCAUUCACAGAGCAAUUUUGGGAUCGGUAGAACGAAUGAUUGCAAUUCUGACCGAAUCCUACGCUGGAAAAUGGCCAUUCUGGCUCUCACCUCGACAAGUCAUGGUAAUUCCCGUCGGUCCACUUUUUAAUGACUACGCUUUUGAAGUAAAGCAGAAACUGUGGGAAGCUGGCUUCAUGGCUGAAGUUGACAUCGACGACAGCGACACAAUGAACAAGAAAGUCCGGAAUGCUCAGUUGGCUCAGUUCAAUUUCAUCCUUGUCGUUGGAGAGAAAGAGAAAAGUGCCUGCACCGUCAAUGUGAGGACGAGGGAUAACAUCGUCCAUGGGGAAAUUGCAAUCGACGACCUAGUGAAGAAGUUUACCUCUUUUAAGGAAAAAAAGGAUCUUGAUUGCGAAAACACUUUUCAAAGCUAAGUUUUCUAAAGUGAAGGAAUUCAGCAUUUAGUUAGACAAUAUUUUCAUUAAUUUAUGAUACCAUCGAUCAGAUAUUUCAUUAAGUAUUUUGUAUUUUAUAUUUUAUAACACUCAGAAUUUCUUUUUGAGAGGUAGGAAGUGCUGUCAUCGAAAUGGAUUGCAAAUAUUGGAGUUUACAAUAAAAUUCAUUUGUGUGUGCAUUUGAUAUAGAAGCACUUUUGUAUUCUUUAAUGAACUAUAAAUAAAGGGAAUACGAACUAAACUUCA